This is a messenger RNA of Camelina sativa (false flax), 1107 nucleotides long. Its product is annotated as protein MIZU-KUSSEI 1-like. NCBI's taxonomy places the organism in Eukaryota, Viridiplantae, Streptophyta, Magnoliopsida, Brassicales, Brassicaceae. The record is from RefSeq and is a predicted model, not a curated record. Gene Ontology annotation, biological process: hydrotropism.
UCAUAAAUAAGUAACAAUGUGGAAUAGUGGUUUCUCCUUUUUAUCUUCACACAUGUCUCCAAAAACCAAUUUAUUUUCUCUUUUUUUUUUCAAAGAUUCCCAAAACCAAAUGACAAACCAUCUUUCCUAACUUAGUACUAGACACCCCCCCCCCAUAUGCCUUCAUAUAUGUGGUGUCUCUUUAUAUGCCUAACCUUAUAUUCAUCCACAAAAACACACAAUAAGAACAACAAGAAGAGGUGAGUUAUGCCGAUCCGAUCUAACCCCUAUUUCAAUAUGGAUAGCUCCGCUGUGCUCUCACUCUUGCGGCACACGGGACAUUCAGUGGACUCUAAACAUUCGAAGAAAUCUUCUGGAAGCAUCGGUGGUGGGGUUCUCAAAAUGUUCAAGCUCAUACCAAUGCUAUCAUCUGGUUGCAAGAUGGUUAACUUGUUAAGCCGAGGGCAUCGAAGACCCUUACUUAAAGACUAUGCAACAACGGGAACCAUAUUCGGGUUCCGCAAAGGAAGAGUCUUUCUUGCAAUACAAGAAGAUCCUCAUUGCCUACCAAUGUUCAUCAUUGAACUCCCGAUGCUGACUUCAGCUCUGCAGAAGGAAAUGGCCUCGGAGACUGUGAGGAUAGCGUUAGAAAGCGAGACGAAGACAUCGAGGAAGAAGGUGUUGGAGGAGUACGUGUGGGGGAUUUACUGUAAUGGCCGAAAGAUCGGGUAUUCGAUUAGGAGAAAGAACAUGAGUGAGGAAGAAACGUAUGUGAUUGAUGCAUUGAGAGGUGUUUCUAUGGGAGCUGGAGUGUUACCAUGCAAGAACCAAUAUGAUCAAGAGAAAGAAGGAGAAAUGACUUAUAUGAGAGCUCGAUUCGAUAGAGUGAUUGGUUCUAAAGACUCUGAAGCAUUGUAUAUGAUCAACCCUGAAGGUAGUGGUCAGGGCACAGAGCUUAGUAUCUACUUUCUCAGGUCUCAUUAACUGUUUGUUACACUUUUCUUUUUGACGUCCUUUUUACUAUGUUUUUAAAUAUAGUUACAAAUGGUGAUUAAAAUAUUUUGUCUGUAAUAUCUCUACGAAAUUAGUUGAUGAUUUUUCUAAAUGGGGAACUUUUCCAUUGAGCAA